This is a messenger RNA of Hemiscyllium ocellatum (epaulette shark), 795 nucleotides long. Its product is annotated as lens fiber major intrinsic protein-like. NCBI's taxonomy places the organism in Eukaryota, Metazoa, Chordata, Chondrichthyes, Orectolobiformes, Hemiscylliidae. Gene Ontology annotation, molecular function: water channel activity. The transcript is spliced from 4 exons. The record is from RefSeq and is a predicted model, not a curated record. Gene Ontology annotation, cellular component: plasma membrane. Gene Ontology annotation, biological process: transmembrane transport. Bases 1 to 795 code for a protein of 264 amino acids.
AUGAUGUGGGAGCUGAAGUCUAUCUCCUUUUGGAGGGCAGUCUUUGCAGAGUUUUUUGCCACCAUGCUCUUCGUAUUUUUUGGACUGGGCUUUACCAUGCGAUGGUCUCCGGGCCCCAUGAACGUGCUGCUGGUUUCUCUGGGUUUUGGCUUUGUCCUGGCUGCCCUGGUCCAGGCGGUUGGACAUGUCAGCGGGGCACACCUCAACCCGGCCGUUACCUUCGCCUACCUGCUUGGGGCGCAGCUGAGCAUAUUCCGCUGUGUAAUGUACAUGAUCGCUCAGCUCCUGGGGGCAGUGGCGGGGGCAGCUGUGCUGUAUGGGGUCACCCCUCCCUCGGUCCGGGGCAACCUGGGGCUCAACACGCUGCAUGCUGGAGUGGGUCUGGGCCAGGGUACAGCUGUGGAGAUAUUCCUUACUCUUCAGUUCGUUCUCUGUAUUUUUGCCACAACAGACAUUCGCAGAAAUGGAUUUAUGGGCUCAGCAGCUAUCAUCAUUGGUUUUUCUCUCACUGUGGGUCAUUUCUUUGGGCUGUAUUAUACAGGAUGUGGAAUGAAUCCAGCCCGUUCCUUUGCACCAGCCAUACUUACGAGAAACUUUGGAAACCACUGGGUAUUCUGGGUAGGUCCUCUCAUAGGAGGUGCUAUAGCAGCACUGCUUUAUGACUUUAUCCUCUUCCCCAGGAUGAGAGGUCUUUCAGAGAGACUGGCUAUUCUUAAAGGAGCUCACCCUCCAGAAGCUGAGGGGCAACAAGAACCUAGGAGUGAGCCCAUCGAACUCAAAACACAAGCCUUAUAA